GUCAGAUAGUCGGGGGGAGGGGGGAUGCGGGGCAGCGUGCGGCCGUCGAACAGGUCCGAUCUCGGACGGUCGUCGCAUCCUCCCAUCUUCACUCAUUCCACUUAAACUUCAGAUUGCGUGUAAGUCGGAGACGAGAGAAAGUUAUAUAAACUCGCAACGUACUCGUAAAGGUCCUUUCCAUCUAUUCAUACCCCAUCAUACCCUCCCGUCCAGAAUCAUCUUUCGAAUCCUAAAUCAAACAUGGCCGAACAAAAAGAGGAUAAGUGGUCAUCCGAGGCCUACCAGCACUCCGCCUCCUUCGUCCCCAAGUUGGCGACCAAGGUGGUCCAGUGGCUCGAUGUGCAAAAGGACGAUGUCAUUCUCGACGUCGGCUGCGGUGACGGCAUCCUCGACGUCGAAUUCGGAAAAGUCCUCUCCCAAGGAAAAGGCUCCCUCCACGGCAUCGACGCCUCCCCAGGCAUGAUCUCCGCCGCCAAGAAGGCCGUCUCAGCAGCAGGCCUCUCAAACUGCGAGUUCGAAGUCCUCGACGCAACAAAAAUCACAACCUCCUCAACACCCACCCUACACACCCCAACCUUCACAAAAGCCUUCUCCAACGCAGCCCUCCACUGGAUCCUCCGCCCCCCAGGCUCCCACAUCCCCGUCUUCACCGCCAUCCGCGACGCCCUCCUCCCGGGCGCCACCUUUGCCCUCGAAAUGGGCGGUCUAGGCAACGUAGCCGAGAUGCGUACCGCCAUCGUCAUGGCCGUCGCGCGGCGCGUGGGGAUAGAGAAGGCCGUCGCCGUAGACCCUUGGUUCUUCCCCGAUGAAGAGUGGUUGAAGACGGUGCUCGAGAAGGAGGUCGGCGGGUGGGAGGUGUUGAAAGUCGAGAGGGAGUGGAGGCCUACGACGGCGGAUAAGGGCGGCGUGGAGGGGUGGGUUAGGUUGAUGGGGAAGGAACUGUUGGAUGCUGUGCCGGAGGAGGGCGGGCAGAGGGAGGAGGUUGUUAGGGAGAUCGUGGAGGUGUUGAGGCAUGUUUGUAGGAUUCCGGGGGAUGGGGAGAUGAUUAGCUACGUGAGGUUGCGGUGUCUUGCGAGGAAGCUUUAGGUUGAGGUGGCUAGGCGAAAGGGUAUGUGUCUGGUGAUGGGGACGAGAAUUAGAGAAGUGUGUAGACGCUGGCUCAGUACUUCUGUUGCCAGUAGUCCCCGACCUACAAAGCGUGUUCACUCUUGAAGGACCAGAACGACAGGAACCCACACCACUUGCAAUGGUUACAAGUGGCGAGGUUUUCGGUGGGAGGGAUCAUCAAAGACAAGAGACCAGGUAUAAUGAGACCGACCUCGAACGUCUCUUUCAGUUACUAAAGCUGCCCAAGAACGCUCACCGUCUCGUUCGCUCCACCUCCCUUCGGCUCGAACGUAUUCGUCACGAACAAUCACGACCUUACAAGAGCUGCUUAGUCACGGACGUUUAAUUGUAAUAAGUGCUUUAAGUUAUAGCACCAAGGCUGCCUUGAC
Messenger RNA from Colletotrichum godetiae, 1496 nucleotides. Its product is annotated as methyltransferase domain-containing protein. The coding region runs from base 241 to 1086 and encodes 281 amino acids. The transcript has 4 exons. Lineage: Eukaryota; Fungi; Ascomycota; Sordariomycetes; Glomerellales; Glomerellaceae. The record is from RefSeq and is a predicted model, not a curated record.